AGUCGCUUCGAUACCAUGCUGGAACGCGGAACGAUAACGUUACUGGUGCUGGUUGUGAUCGCCUCGUCAGCUGAUCGGUCGGUUGUGCUGGCAUUUCGCAAAUCGUUUGAAGAGCUUAGCGUCCAUACACUUCCCGACUCUGGUUCGUUAGAGGAUUGUUCUCUUCGUAUGCAAAAGUUAGCUCAUGAUGAGCCACCAGCAGCACCAUUUCAAGAAUUCCCAUCGUUUUCACGAGAAUUCGCUCAUCUGGCAGCACUAGGAUGGAAGUCCCUAAAUGGAGCAGAUAUUGAAUGGCGUUGCAGUGGAAGCCUGAUAGCAGAGGACUUUGUGCUUACUGCUGCACACUGCACGCAGGAUGAAGGUGCGGAACCUACGGUCGUACGUGUGGGUGAUCUCGACCUGUACAACGCCAAGGAUGACCGUUUUAUGCAGCAGAUCGAAAUAGCCGAGAUAAUACGCCAUCCGGAGUUUAAUUUUAACAGCGCAUACCACGACAUAGCGCUGCUUCGGCUGAAGAAAUCCGUGACUGUCACCGACUUCGUCACACCGGCAUGCCUGUACACGAACGAUUCCUUAACGUUCGAAAAGCUGCACGCAACGGGCUGGGACUUUUACGCUGAAGUAUCGCCACCGAUCGUUACGACGCCGCUCAAUGUGAUAAAUCAGGAUCGCUGUAAGUUUUGGUAUCGUGACAAUAAGGAAGCUUUCCGGAAGGGAAUCAAUCGUAUGCUGAUGUGUGCGGGCGAUGAGCAGCUGCAGAGUUGCCCCAGCGAUACAGGCGGUCCGCUACAGGUGAAGUUGCUGUCCAGCUCGCGCUACACACCAUUCGUUGUGGGUGUUUCGGCGCUAGGUGUACCGUGUGGUGCAACAACGCCGGGCGUCUAUGCGAAGGUGCCCCACUACAUACUGUGGAUCGAAGCCGUGACGAAGCUCGUGUUUCAUCCGCCCGAUUGCGUUAUACGAUACAUUUCCAAGCGGGAAUUGGAUGCGUCACUAGUGCCACCGGAGUUGAAGACCACCGCCCUGGAAACCCAUCUGACCGGCAAGAAGAGUUCGGUUGAAGCAAAUCCGUUGCGUGCUAAAUUGCACGUAUUCAAAGAAUUUAAGUGUGCCGUGGGGAAGGAUGGUGAGAAUGUGGAGUGGAUUUGCGGUUGCACAAUUGUUGCACAGGACUUUGCACUGACGUCCGCCCGGUGCGUCAAGGAUGUUGAUGUCGAUGUGGUAAACUAUCGCAACGACUGGAAAAAGAUAGCCGAAGUAAUCUUCCACCCGGAGUACGACAGGAAGACGCUGUACAACGAUCUAGCGCUGAUUCGGCUGCAAACCGACAACCGUAACCGAUACGACUGGAAGGCAGUGUCAUGCAUUGGAAAGGCAAAUGAAGACGAUCAACGAGAGUUGUUCCUUUCGUUCGGCAUCGGGCCCUACAAUCUGAACGACAACGGUCUCUCGGAUGGCAACUCAGACGCCACCGAGCGUUACGUAACGGCCACCCUUCAGCUGGUGGCUAAUGCAAACUGUACGGAAUCGUACAAGGGUUACGGUAUUCUAAAGACCGGCCUUAACGAAACCCAAUUCUGUCUCGGCUCCGGCGGAGAUCAUCUCGUGCCCGGUGCGUGUGAACCGUGGAAUGGUAACGAGGUACUCAAUGAGAUUCGCCCAUCGGUCGAUACGAACCCGUUCCCGGAGGAUCUGAUUGGUGUGAGUUCGUACGCGCCGGAUUGUGGGUUCGGCCGGCGGCCGCUGGUCGCCUCGAGAGCAAUCGCAUUUCUCGACUGGAUGAACAACGCCAUCUACAAGACGAUGGCCGUGCACACCGUGCCGCAGGUGCUGAUGGAGAAGGAGCUCGCGCUGGACUACAUCUGCGAGGCAUCGGAUCGUGAGGCGGGUGUGUGUGUGCACAUUGACCACUGUUCGCACCGGGCGCUAGCCAAGGAUGUGGUCAAGGUGUGCACCAACGAGACGGCACCGAUUGUUUGCUGCCCGGUGAAUUCCUUCAUCGCGACCGCCCACCUGCCGCUGCUGACCGAGUGCGAAGCGAACUACCAGCGGUUCCGCAAGAAGUACGCCGACUUUGUUGGUGACCGGUCGGGCCAACCGCUGGUAGACGGUGACCAUCCUCACUCGGCCAUGAUUGGCUGGAAGGUCAACAAGACGGCCACGGCUUGGCACUGCAUGGGAACGUUAAUUAACCUGAACACGGUCCUCACGACGGCCGGUUGCGCUAACAGUGUGCGAAGACGCAGCCCGGAAGUGGUCAGCAUCGGUGAAACGAAUGUCGCACGGAUCUACGAUGGAGCAGCGCAGCUCAUACGCGUAAAGGAGACAAUCCGCUACCCAAGUUACAACCCCAAAACGCACGACAAUGACAUAGCGGUGCUGAAGCUGGAAUCGGAUGUACUCGUUAACGAGAACGCUGUUCCGGCGUGUUUGUGGCGCGAUUUGAACCGAACACCGUACUACGGGCAGAAGGUACACUUCGACGGUCAAUCGUUUACGACGCGUGACAAGAACGUGAUACACAACCGAGACUGCCAGCUGUUCACUUCGCACACCGAGCUUACCAACGAUCAGCUGUGCUGGCAGGAGUUCCGGCUACGCCCGGACGGAACUGAUGCACCGAACUGUGGGCGCAAGGGCGAUCCGUUUAUUACGCUGCAACGGAGCAACAAUAUCUAUUUGCCAUAUCUGGUCGGCCUGUACAGCUACGACCAACAGUGUGCGAACGGUGAGCCGAUCGUCGCCACACGCAUCUCGUCCUACAUCAAUUGGAUUAGCCUUUACAUGUAG
This is a messenger RNA of Anopheles marshallii, 2790 nucleotides long. Its product is annotated as transmembrane protease serine 9-like. The coding region runs from base 16 to 2790 and encodes 924 amino acids. Lineage: Eukaryota; Metazoa; Arthropoda; Insecta; Diptera; Culicidae. Gene Ontology annotation, biological process: proteolysis. The transcript has 12 exons. The record is from RefSeq and is a predicted model, not a curated record. Gene Ontology annotation, molecular function: serine-type endopeptidase activity.